Messenger RNA from Cylicostephanus goldi, 483 nucleotides. Lineage: Eukaryota; Metazoa; Nematoda; Chromadorea; Rhabditida; Strongylidae. The record is from the annotation of a GenBank genome assembly.
UUGCAGCAAGUGCUAGUGAACUCUCAGUGGGCUAAACCUAAUGGUCCCAAUUUUUUGAAAAUCGGAGGGGAAUCACCGCAGAACAAAAAGUGGGUGGUGAAUGAAGAUUUACCAUAUCUGCAAUGGGCCAAAAAAUUUGGUGCCACUGUGCAUGCACUUGAGCACAGAUACUAUGGCGAAAGCAUAGUCGGAGGGACCGAAGAGAAUCCAAACACGGAUCUUAGAUAUUUGUCAUCGUUACAAAUGUUAUAUGACGUGGCCGACUACAUACAAAGCGUCAACCACCAUUCAGAUAAUAGUGGUCCUUGGAUUGUUUUCGGUGGCUCCUAUGCAGGUAAUUUGGCUAUAUGGGCGCGACAGCUUUUUCCCGAAUUGAUCAUCGGAGCUGUUGGUUCAUCCGCACCAGUGGAAGCUAAGCUGGAUUUUUAUGGUCAGUUAAUUGAUAAACCUCUUCACUCUAAAUACAGGUUUGUGACCCGCUGA